This is a messenger RNA of Salvelinus fontinalis (brook trout), 2905 nucleotides long. Its product is annotated as DCN1-like protein 2. The transcript is spliced from 6 exons. The coding region runs from base 652 to 1554 and encodes 300 amino acids. Gene Ontology annotation, molecular function: ubiquitin conjugating enzyme binding; cullin family protein binding; ubiquitin-like protein binding. Gene Ontology annotation, cellular component: ubiquitin ligase complex. Gene Ontology annotation, biological process: positive regulation of ubiquitin-protein transferase activity; protein neddylation. Lineage: Eukaryota; Metazoa; Chordata; Actinopteri; Salmoniformes; Salmonidae. The record is from RefSeq and is a predicted model, not a curated record.
UUGUCGCUUCACUCACACGCUCAACAGAGUAGUUAUAACCGAACUGAAAUCCACUCUGAAGGAAGCUAAGUAGUUAUCAGUCUAGAGUUAUCCAACACCCGGUGAUCAUCGUUUACUGUUGUUGACUGUCUAUUAAAAUAGAUGCAUGUCUCGAAGUUAUGGAAAUAUGCCUAACUUUUAACAAGCAAACAGAACUGCAUUACAUGUUUAAUUGUGUAUGCACUCAGUUUGCAAUGAACACACCUGGUCACUUCAUUACACAAUCUGCUUAGUGCUUACUCUGCAAAGUUUGUAAUAACCCCUGUAGAUCUGGCAGUAGCAUGGUGUGUUUGGGACCAUGGGACGCCCUGGAACAGUUGAGCAGUGAGGUCCCAUUGAUGGCAUCCCCCUACUCGUGUUACAUUACAUUCCACCAGACGCCCCAUGUACUGGGGGCCUUCUGGGGUGCACAUGCUCUGAGCUUACUCAACGUUCUCCACUCUCAGAAUAGUUCUAGGUCUGCCUUGCUUGUUGACUGGACGCCCAAAGCUUGUUUGCUUGUCUGUCUACUGCUGUCUGUUUGUUGACUUGUAUCUCAUCAUCAUACGAAGUGAGUGUCUGUCUGUCUGACCAUCUACCCUUAUGUCCGGUGGCCACAUGACCUCGGCCUGAAUGUCUGUGGAUGUGUGUGUGCCCCUGUGUAUCCUGGUGUGCGUCUCAGUGUGUGUGUGCGUCUUGCUGUCGGUGCUGCACGGUCUCUCGGUAUCUGACAGCCCGUGUCCUGUCUCCGUGCAGCAUAAGCUGAAGUCUUCGCAGAGGGACAAGGUCCGGCAGUUCAUGUCCUUCACGCAGGCUGGGGAGAAGACUGCUGCUUACUGCCUGACCCAGAAUGACUGGAAACUAGAGGUGGCCACAGACAACUAUUUCCAGAACCCAGACCUCUACUACAAGGAAUCAAUGAAAACCCCCGUGGAGAAGAAGAAGCUGGAACAGCUCUACAACCGCUACAAAGAUCCCCAGGAUGAGAAUAAGAUAGGCAUCGAUGGCAUCCAGCAGUUCUGCGAUGACCUCACCCUGGACCCGGCCAGCAUCAGCGUCUUGGUGGUGGCGUGGAAGUUCCGGGCCGCCACCCAGUGCGAGUUCAGCAAGAAGGAGUUCCUGGAUGGCAUGUCCGAACUGGGGUGCGACAGCCCAGAGAAGUUGAAGGCUCUUCUUCCCAGAUUAGAACAGGAGCUGAAAGACAGUGGCAAGUUCAAGGACUUCUACCAGUUCACAUUCAACUUUGCCAAGAACCCUGGACAGAAGGGUUUAGAUCUAGAGAUGGCUGUGGCCUACUGGAACCUGGUGCUGACAGGCCGCUUUAAGUUCCUGGACCUCUGGAACAGGUUCUUAUUGGAACACCACAAACGGUCGAUUCCCAAAGACACAUGGAACCUACUCUUGGAUUUUGGCAACAUAAUCGCAGACGACAUGUCAAAUUACGACGAGGAGGGGGCGUGGCCAGUUCUCAUAGACGAUUUUGUGGAAUUCGCCCGGCCGAUCGUAACAGGAUCCAAACGCAAAACCCACUACUAACAACCCAGCUAUUGAAAGAGGGGCAGAACUUUGGUUCCUCUUCAUUGACUGUAGGAUUUAAAAAAAAAAAAAAAAAAAAACUUUUUAAGAGGAAACAGAAACACUUGAAUCCGUGAAACUGCACAACUAUCAGGUAACCAACCUAUGAGGGAAGAGUGAGAGGAAAACACAGGAAGCAAGGCUUUAUUUCUAUCCUUGUUUGAUGGGAGUCGCCACGUGCACAUUGCCAGCUGGCAGUACAUGUCCCAGCCUGAGGGCCAGCCGGGAAGAGGCCUUGGGGAUAUCAGUGUUCCAGGCAACGCUCCCUUUGGAAUCUCAUUAUUCCGGAGAAAAGGAGAGAUGCCUCCCCUGGCACAGUCUCGCUCUCUCUCGCAGCUCUGAGAAUUCGGAUUUACAAGUGUCAAAAAAUGUGUGUGUUUGGGGUUGAUCCUUGUUAGUUAGCUUUGUGUGGCACGCAGGGCUCUGAGGGUACUGUUCAGAACAGGCCUUGUUUCUAACACAAACACUUUGGGACAGACCAAGCAGCUUGCAACGUUUGCUCACAACACCAGCGUUAACAAAACUGUUAGUUAUAUACUGUAUAUAUUAUACUGUCUUUUAAAACAGUAUGUACAGAGAAUAAUAUAAAUAAGUUACAUUUAUGAAUAUAAGAGAUUCAUCUUUUUGUGUAAAAAAAAAAAAAAAAGAUCUGGUAUAUGAUGCCUCAAUAACAUUUGAUAGAAUUUUAGGUCGGGUGUGUACCAAGUCAUCAUUUUAUUUGAACAUUUGGGUUCGAAAAAUGGCAACAUUCUGUGUUUUAGAAUCUUCUUUUGGUUCACUAUGUUAUAUUUGUUUUAAACAAAUACAUUUCAGCCAUUUUAAGUAAAUGGACCAUGCCUCUAAAUGUUUGUCCCAUUCGACAUGUGUAUAUUAGGGAAAGGCUGUUCAUUCUGGCCCGCAAAGACUGAAAUACUGUUCUCUUCCUAGUUGUUUUGGCGGUUUGGAUAAAACAAAUGUAAUGCAGUGUCUGCAGGCCAAUUAAUGACACUAAUUUGUCAAAUACGUGUAGGCACAAAACACGAGCAGGACUGUGGACCGCAAUGACUGUGAAUUGUGCGCUUCUGCAUUACGUCAUUUCAACACCCCAAAAACAGAACCACCAAGCAGUCACUGGGGGGCACUGUUUGUCAUGCAUGUGUGUGCAAGAGGGAGCGCGUUGGACAGUGCUUACUUGUGUUGAAAAGGACCCUGCUGCCCAUCCAUUUAGGUAUUAAUGCAUUUGUGACACGCAUUACUUACACUUUGUCAUUCACUAAUCACACAGGUAUUGUUAGUUUGGAAAGGAAUAAAGCAUGUUUUUAUCAGAAAUUAA